AACAUGGAUCCAAGAGAUCGUUGACAUGAUCCAACAGGAAGGUGAUGUGGAGAAAUGCCAGCGAGCUCCCCUGCAUCGCCGACACCCAUUCAUUGAAUGGGCACGGCCACCUCAGCCCUCAGGGGUGGACCAAGCAGAAGCAAUGCCUUCCCCACGGACUCUAAAGACUCAUCUGCCUGUGCAGCUGCUCCCUCGUUCAUUUUGGGAACAAAACUGUAAGUUCCUUUAUGUGGCCAGGAAUGCCAAGGACUGCAUGGUGUCCUAUUUCCACUUUCAAAGGAUGAGCAAAGUGGUCCCUGAUCCUGGAACAUGGGAUGAAUAUUUUGAGGCUUUCAUGGCAGGCAAAGUUGGAUGGGGCCCAUGGUACGACCAUGUGAAAGGCUGGUGGAAGGCAAAAGAUACCCACCAUGUGCUCUACCUCUUCUAUGAAGAUAUCAAAAAGAAUCCAAAACGUGAAAUCCAGAAAGUGAUGCAGUUUAUAGGGAAGCAACUAGAUGAGGUGACACUGGAUAAGAUUAUUCACCAGACCUCAUUUGAAGUCAUGAAGGACAACCCCAUGGCCAACCGGGCUGGAGUGCCCCUCUCGAUCAUGGACCAGUCCAUUUCUCCAUUCAUGCGGAAAGGGACAGUUGGUGACUGGAAGAACCAUUUCACAGUGGCUCAGAAUGAGAGGUUCAAUGAAGACUACCGAAGGAAGAUGGCAGACACUACCCUGACUUUCUCAAUGGAGCUCUGAGGUCCCAAGCUUCAGUGCUGGGAAUCCUGAAAAGGAUUCCCUGUAAAGGAGGAUUCUUCUCAGCUCAAUUCUGUCCUCAAGGGUCUAAUUUUUUCCAGCAGGUCUGUAGACACUUAUAAUGUCAAAUAAAAAAGCCUUUA
Molecule: messenger RNA, 876 nt
Organism: Sceloporus undulatus (fence lizard)
Lineage: Eukaryota; Metazoa; Chordata; Lepidosauria; Squamata; Phrynosomatidae
Product: sulfotransferase 1C2-like
Exons: 6
Coding region: 26-736 (236 amino acids)
Biological process (GO): sulfation
Cellular component (GO): cytoplasm
Molecular function (GO): sulfotransferase activity
Source: RefSeq, a predicted model, not a curated record